AAAAAGGAACAUCAUUUCUUCAAACAGUUCAUUUGCUCAGUUGUGCCUUAUUUAGAGAAAAUGUUUUCCAGUGACAAGUUGGAAUCAACGGAAGAAAAAGUAGAGCUGGAUUUUGAUGAACAUGUCUUCGAUCCUAUCUUCAAUUAGAGUCUCUUGAGUCAGCGCAUAAAUGCUAAAACUUUUUUAAUAUUAGUUGCAAUAAUAAUGCAUUCGCAACAUUGUGCAAGAUCUCGAUUUUAACCCCUAAGAAACUAAAUAUUUAUCUCAAUCGCAUGCUUUCUGUACUGAUUUUUCAUAAUCAUGAAUUUCUCAAAUUUCUCAAGGUUGUGCGGCUGAACAAAAAUUUAAGUCCCGCCCUAAAUAAUAGACAGAAAACAUGGGAACUAAAGAUACAAACACUUGUUACAAACACACUCGUAUUUUCAAUGACUCCCAGAGCUGACUCCACGCUUUUGCAAUGAUCUUUUAGUACUUCGCUAUUUUUGAUACAUUUGAGUUAGAUUUUGCUCAGUGUUUUAUAAUGGAUGAAGUGCAUCAGAACUGUGAUGACGAACUGAUAAUUAUGAAUAGAAGAUGUGAAUAUUGUGUCUCUAAAAAGUUCAUUUGUUCAGUUGUGCCUUAUUUUAAAAAAUUGUUUAGUAGUGAUAAGUUGACAUCGAAGGAAAACAAAGUGACUCUGGAUUUUGAUGAACGUGCCUUUGAUGCUCUUCUUGACUGGAUUCACACAGGUUUAUUCAUCAUUCAAAUGGAUUAUGUGAUUAGUUUCUAUGAAGCAGCUGAUUAUCUUAAGAUCGAUGAUCGUCUGUGGGACCCUUGUAUCAAUUAUUUUCAUGACAAUUUUACCAUUGAACAUCUCCCAGUUGUUUUACAUCAAGUUACUCCGAAAUCUCUAUUGAUCAAUUCAGGAGCUGUUAAUAGUUUCAUUUGUCGCCAUUUCUUAAAGAUCGCUAAUACUAAUAUUUUCUUGGAUUAUCCAGUUGCAACAAUCGAACAUAUUCUCAAAUUAGAUUUAAUGAUUUACUCAGAGUAUCAAAUUUUUGAAUCAAUCAUGAAAUGGGUGAAUAAGAAUGUUUAUUCGAGAAAAGGACUUCUUUCAAGGCUAUUGAGAUUCGUUCGUUGGUCUUUCAUGGAUUCUGUUGGCUCAUCAAAAAUCAAGGAUAAUGAAUUGAUAAAGACUAUAAAAAAUUUUGAUUCAAUUAUUUCCUCUAAUGGCGACUGUGGAUUCAAUCGGUGUAAACAAAACUACUUCGUCGCAAUCCAGGAAUUAAUCGAUGCGAAGUUACGUAUAAGUAUAUUUGAUAAAGAUUUAUUCUGUUUACCGAUCGGUGACUUCUCUGAAGAUAGAACAAUGUCACUUGAAUUUGUUCAUGAAGAAAACAUUUCAGAUAUUUUAUUUGAUGCUGGAAGAAGAUGUAUCCGAAUCGAUUGGAUCAAAAAGACAUACACAUGGAUUGAAGUAGAUGCUAAUGGACUUUAUUACUCGGAAACUCAUAAAUUAGUUGUCAAUUUUCAAAAUAACCCCAGCUUUCACAAGGAAAGUAAUCGUAUUACCCGAAACUGAUUUAAAUCCAAUAUUCCUGCUAUUUGGACGCUGGAGUUACUGCACUUCCUGAUACAAUUCCCAAAAAUUCCUAUUUAUUGCAUGAAUAUAAUGAUGGAUUUGUUUGCAUCGGGCAAACUAGUCAAAAAAAUGAAUAUUUUGGUAUUUUUCCAGUGACGGAUUCAAGUCGGUUCAAUGGAUUUGCGAUGGGUUUUGAUUUGGAAACUCAUGUGACCAUUUUGGACAAUACUUUAUAUGUAUUGACGGAAGAAUUCAAUUUUUUCCAAUUUAAUAUGGAAACGCGCUCAUACAAUAGGAUUGAACUAUUUAAAGGUGCUAAAGAUUUGUGCAUUAAUGAAUUAAUCUUAACUUCUCAUCAUACAGAAGAUGAUAAAAUAAUUGUGAUCGAUAAAUUGAAGGGCAAAUUUUAUAUUUACUGCAUCAAUCAGAAGAAAUGGUUUCAAAAAGAUCAAAUCUUGAACGUGAAUCACAAUUCCCAGGAACCUUAUAUAACUUAUCAUGAGUUUACUGCGUUUGUCUCUACGUUUAUACCCAUAAAAAAUAUAAAACCAUUGUUCACAAGAAAAUUUUUGUAGUAAAAUAUUUUUAUUUUUCAUA
Messenger RNA from Tetranychus urticae (two-spotted spider mite), 2158 nucleotides. Lineage: Eukaryota; Metazoa; Arthropoda; Arachnida; Trombidiformes; Tetranychidae. The record is from RefSeq and is a predicted model, not a curated record.